GGCCCCCAAUGACUAGAUUUGAAUCCAUCUCUUGGGGCCUUAUUUUGGGUUCCAGGUCCUGGGAUGGGAGAAGCAAUACCCCAAAGCCAAAGGGUGGAGAGGGACAAAGCAGUGAUUCCAAUACAUCUGGUCUCGGGCCGUCCCAGCAGGCCAAGCUGUCCUCAGGUGGUAUCUUUUCAAGCAACUGCAAACACUCAACUUCCUCCAGAGAGUGGGGCAGGCAGGAUAUAUAGGCAAAUGCUGUUUUUCACCAUGAUGGGAAACGGUAGGAUGAUUCCUUAUUUUAGAAUCUGGGAGGGCUUUGGGAUGGCUAGACUCAUAGAAGGGGGCAAAAGAACUUGCCCUGGAGCUGUUUUUCUUUCUUUCUUUUUUCUUUUCUUUUUUUUUGAGAUGGAGUUUCGCCCUUUUGCCCAGGCUGGAGUGCAGUGGCUCCAUCUCAGCUCACUGCUAUCUCCACCUUCCGGUUUCAGGCGAUUCUCCUGCCUCAGCCACCCAAGUAGCUGGGACUACAGGCCCCUGCCACCACGCCCGGCUAAUCUUUGUUGGCCAGGCUGGUCCCGAACUCCUGACCUCGUGAUCCUCCCACUUCAGCCUCCCAAAGUGCUAGGAUUACAGGCGGGAGCCACUGCGCCCUGCCCUGGAGCUGUUUUUCUAACAAGCACUCAGAAGCACCUCCCUCCCCACCCUCCUCCAAGCCUGGACCCACGGGUCCAGAUCUGCCUCGAGCCCCUCGAAACCAGGACUCCAGCACCUCUGGUCCCGCCCUCACCCGGACCCCUGGCCCUCACGUCUCCUCCAGGGAUGGCGCUGGCGGCUUUGAUGAUCGCCCUCGGCAGCCUCGGCCUCCACACCUGGCAGGCCCAGGCUGUUCCCAUCCUGCCCCUGGGCCUGGCUCCAGACACCUUUGACGAUACCUAUGUGGGUUGUGCAGAGGAGAUGGAGGAGAAGGCAGCCCCCCUGCUAAAGGAGGAAAUGGCCCACCAUGCCCUGCUGCGGGAAUCCUGGGAGGCAGCCCAGGAGACCUGGGAGGACAAGCGUCGAGGGCUUACCUUGCCCCCUGGCUUCAAAGCCCAGAAUGGAAUAGCCAUUAUGGUCUACACCAACUCAUCGAACACCUUGUACUGGGAGUUGAAUCAGGCGGUGCGGACGGGCGGAGGCUCCCGGGAGCUCUACAUGAGGCACUUUCCCUUCAAGGCCCUGCAUUUCUACCUGAUCCGGGCCCUGCAGCUGCUGCGAGGCAGUGGGGGUUGCAGCAGGGGACCUGGGGAGGUGGUGUUCCGAGGUGUGGGCAACCUUCGCUUUGAACCCAAGAGGCUGGGGGACUCUGUCCGCUUGGGCCAGUUUGCCUCCAGCUCCCUGGAUAAGGCAGUGGCCCACAGAUUUGGUAAUGCCACCCUCUUCUCUCUAACAACUUGCUUUGGGGCCCCUAUACAGGCCUUCUCUGUCUUUCCCAAGGAGCGCGAGGUGCUGAUUCCCCCCCAUGAAGUCUUUUUGGUUACCAGAUUCUCUCAGGAUGGAGCCCAGAGCUUGGUGACUCUCUGGAGCUAUAAUCAGACCUGUAGCCAUUUUAACUGCGCCUAUCUGGGUGGGGAGAAGAGGCGGGGCUGUGUGUCUGCGCCAGGAGCCCUGGGAACGGGUGACCUUCAUAUGAAGAAGAGGCGCCUCCAGCAGCCUUGAGAAGCAAGAACAUGGUUCCGGACCCAGCCCUAGCAGCCUUCUCCCCAACCAGGAUGUUGGCCUGGGGAGGCCACAGCAGGGCUGAGGGAACUCUGCUAUGUGAUGGGGACUUCCUGGGACAAGCAAGGAAAGUACUGAGGCAGCCACUUGAUUGAACGGUGUUGCAAUGUGGAGACAUGGAGUUUUAUUGAGGUAGCUACGUGAUUAAAUGGUAUUGCAGUGUGGA
This is a messenger RNA of Pan troglodytes (chimpanzee), 1903 nucleotides long. It is a transcript of the gene ART5, whose product is annotated as ADP-ribosyltransferase 5. The record is from RefSeq and is a predicted model, not a curated record. The transcript has 5 exons. Bases 64 to 1677 code for a protein of 537 amino acids. Lineage: Eukaryota; Metazoa; Chordata; Mammalia; Primates; Hominidae. Gene Ontology annotation, molecular function: NAD+-protein-arginine ADP-ribosyltransferase activity; NAD+ poly-ADP-ribosyltransferase activity.